Drosophila takahashii is the source of this 1934-nucleotide messenger RNA. RefSeq names its product pickpocket 23 (gene ppk23). Gene Ontology annotation, biological process: sodium ion transmembrane transport. Gene Ontology annotation, molecular function: ligand-gated sodium channel activity. The record is from RefSeq and is a predicted model, not a curated record. Lineage: Eukaryota; Metazoa; Arthropoda; Insecta; Diptera; Drosophilidae. Gene Ontology annotation, cellular component: plasma membrane.
CAUCGAUUUCGAGUUUUCGGGCAAUGCAUAUUCAGGAUUCAAGGAUUCAGUCUAAAUGUUGACUUCGAAUCGGACGCCAGGGCAUCGAUUUUAGUACAUAGGUUCAAUUCGAUUUCAAGGGCCCCGAGGGCGAGCGAUGUUCCUGAAACGGAAAUGCCGCAAGAGAAACGCCAUCCGCCGGAGUCGCGGAGGCAACGUGGCCUCCAGACAUUGGUCAUCUUUCGGCGCAGCCUCAUCUAUCAGACAAAGGAGUUCUUCCAGAACUCGACGCUCCACGGAGUGCGUUAUAUCGCCGAAACGGGCCGCCCCAUUGGCGAGAAAUUCAUGUGGUUCUGUUUCACAUCGAUCGGUGCCGUCACAGCGCUAGUCAUCAUCAUGAGCCUCUGGGAGAAGUUCCAGACCAAUCCGACCAUCACGGGCCUGGACACGGACUUUCACAACCAGAACGUGGUCUUUCCCACCACCGUCGUCUGUCCGGAGGCAGCCUUUGACCAUGACAAGACCUAUGAGAAGGUCUACAAUACACUGGCGAACUACGACGAGGCCCAGGCUCAAAUGUAUACCCCAUUCCUGCGACUGCUGACCUCCUUGAACUUCGAGAGCAUCCGGGAUGCCAAGGUGCUGUCCCAGUCGAUUCCGCAGAAUCUGCUCGAUGCGAGCACUAUCCGGGAAUGGGCCUUCGAGGGACAUAUCAGCUGCGAGAGCACCUUCGUGUCCUGCAAGUAUCGCGACGAGGAGAUACCCUGUUGCGACCACUUCGAGCCCAUUUACACAGAGCACGGCUUUUGCUACGCCUUCAACAGUCGCUUCAAGUCCACGCCCACCGAAGAUGUCAAGACCGGGGCACCUCAUGAUCUCUACGAAACCGACAAGAAGUGGGCGCUCUUCUUUGUGCCCAAUAGCACUGCUAGUAUCUUUAUAUUCUCAAACGAGGAGUACUUCGGUUCGGAUUUCAAUGCCCAGAUCGAUUGGUCGGAGCCGCAGCUGGUGGAGGUGAGGAUCUCGAAGAAGAAUACCUACACCACGGACGAUGCCCGCCAGCUGUCCAUUGGGCAGAGGAAGUGCAUCUUUAGCGACGAGGUGAAGCUCAACUAUUUCCCGGAUGCGUACACCUUCUCCUCCUGCAUGAAGCAGUGUCGCAUGAACAAGGCCAUCAAGCUCUGCAAGUGCAAUCCGCCCUUCUACAAGCCCAUUGCAAAUGUGCCCAUGUGCACGGUCAAAGAUUUCGAUUGUCUCGAUGAGUUCAAGACGAACAUCACGAAUAUCAAGGACUGCCUGCAAUGCGAGCUCAGCUGCUCGAAGACGGUCUUCAAUAUUGAUAAGCUCUUAAAAAUAGUAGAUCGACCAGAAGCCGCAGGUGUGCUGGUGGAGUUCCUCACCUGGCCGAUUAUUCGCUAUAAGCGUGAGGUCCUUUUCGGAUGGGUGGAUCUGCUGGUGUCCUUUGGCGGAAUCGCGAGUCUUUUUCUCGGAUUCUCACUGCUUUCGGGCGUGGAGAUUAUAUAUUAUUUUACUUUGCGCGCCUGCUGUAUGGUCUAUAAAAAUCGGCAAGAGCUAUAUGAGAUCGAGGAGCAAAUCCGUCGGGAGCCACCGCCCAAAAUAGACUUGAAAUUGACUUUAAAAUCGCACUCAAAGCCAAAGGUUGGGGACUUGCCCCAUUCGGCGGUGCUGAAGGUAAAACCAGCGGAGGAAAGCGCGGAAAAACCAAAUCCUUUGGGGGGCUAUCAGAGGAAGGUUCGUCCAUUUAAAUACCUAAUUGCGAUAGACUAAAAUAGAAACAAAUUUCAGGACUAUUCAAUCCAGACAAAGAACUAUUAUAAAACACCUAAAGUCUUGCCCGACUAUGGAUAUACAAGUAAUACGAAAAAUCCUUGGACAACUUACGAUCACUCGCAAUAUAUGCCCUAAUAAAAAUUGUUUUUUUUAAUAAAAACUAA